Molecule: messenger RNA, 969 nt
Organism: Cannabis sativa
Lineage: Eukaryota; Viridiplantae; Streptophyta; Magnoliopsida; Rosales; Cannabaceae
Exons: 4
Coding region: 1-969 (322 amino acids)
Source: RefSeq, a predicted model, not a curated record
AUGCGAACAACCAAAUCAAACAAGUCUAUAAAGGAGGUUCGUUGUGUCAGUGAAAAUCGCUCAUGGAGAGUGCGUGCUACAAAGAUGAAAGAUUCACAUUUCUUUGUCAUUCGACAAUACCAUAGUCUUCACAGUUGCUCAUUAAUGAACCGAAAUGCCAAUCAUAAACAAGCAUCCAGUCGCGUUAUUGGUUCUCGUGUACAGGGACACUUUAAGAAUAGUAAGGACCCAUUUAACCCAAGAAGCCUUGCAGGAUUCAUGCGUGAGGAAAUGAAAGUUCAAGCCAGUUAUUGGAAAGCAUGGAAAGGAAAACAAUGGGCACAAAAUUUAAUUAGAAGAACAGCUAAAGAAAAUUUUGCAUUGCUCCCUUCGUAUUGUCACAUGUUGAAGCGGGCAAAUCCUGGUGUGGCCAUAAGAGGGUUCACUUACAUGAGAAAAGUAAUUGGUAUAGAUGUAGCUUGGAUCAAGACUAAGCAUAAAGAGAAGUUGAAGGACUUGAUACCUGAUAGCUCAGACUUAUGUUUUGUUUCUGAUAGACAUCAAAGUAUUGAACAUGCAGUUCGCCGUGUUUAUGUUAUGGCUUCUCAUGGGGCAUGUUAUUGGCAUGUAAAGCAAAAUAUAAAAUAUCGUUUCAAAAGUGCUGUUGGGAUUAAAUUGUAUAAGAAAGCUGCAAUGGCGUACCGUAUCGAAGAGUUUAAUAAACACUUCGAACAACUUCACAAAACACAUCCAAGUGUCGCUAAGUAUCUUGAGAAUGAUGUCAAGUUUAGAAACUGGUCUAGAGCACAUUUUGGUGCAUAUGCUGAAACUAUUUAUCCUAUACCUCCAAACUCACAAUGGAUUGACAUUCCUAAAGAUAUUCUUACAAUACAAGUGAUAGCACCUCCAGAAGAUAAGACUAAAGGAAGACCAAGAACCAAUCGCAUAGCUUCCAAAGGUGAAUUUCUUAAGAAACAAUAUAAUUGUUGA